This is a messenger RNA of Plasmodium knowlesi strain H, 1197 nucleotides long. Its product is annotated as VPS9 domain-containing protein, putative. NCBI's taxonomy places the organism in Eukaryota, Apicomplexa, Aconoidasida, Haemosporida, Plasmodiidae. Bases 1 to 1197 code for a protein of 398 amino acids. The transcript has 2 exons. The record is from RefSeq and is a predicted model, not a curated record.
AUGGAACCCGUCAGAGUGCACCCCGUGCUCAGCAUCCUGGGGAGCAAGUACAAAUCCUUCCAUGAAAACCUGUCCAACAGGACGCAUAUAAUUCUACUCCCAGAGGCUAAAACCCUCGUAAAUAUAAGCAUAGAUAUAGAUUUCCUGAAAAAGCAUAUAUGCUACAAGAGCCACUUAAAGAAUGUAUACAUAAAUUUGUCCGGGCAGUCCAUCGAAAUUGAUGGCAAGUAUGUUUGCACAGGAUAUGGAUUUGAGGAGAGUAGGAUCUGCGAAAUUUUAAAAAUAGAAACGAAUGCCAAUUAUAGAUUUUUGAAAAUUAUUUUUAUUAACAUUCCAUUGGAAGGAGGAUACCAAGAUAGUGAAUCCAUGAGUUAUAUUAACGAUGAAGAUGGUAAAGCUGAUGGAGAGGUAGAUGGGCAGAAGGAUCACCAGUUCAGGAACCCCUCGUGGGGGAAACCAAAUGCAAUGCAGUGGAAACACGACGUAACGCUAUUUUUUAAGCAGAACGAAAACUGCCGAGAAUUUCUAUACACACAACUUUGGCAAUUUUCCCACUCGUACAUUAUCGUUAAGGGCUUCGAAAAUUGCAUUGGAAAAAAAAUUAUCAACAUGGUAGAUGACACACUAAAAUUACAAAUCCAAGUCAAUGAAAGUACAUUAAAAAGUGACAUAAGGAUGCCUCUAAUGAAGUACACCUAUUCUUAUCUGUAUAACAUUAUAUGGAAACAGCUAACUAAAAAUUACCAACAAAUAGAAAAUAAAGUUCAGGAAAAAAUGAAUUACGUGAGAAAGGACAUUAGCGGAUUUUUAAAAAAGUUAAAUCUACGAAAUAUCAGCAUGUUCCACGUGGAAACAACUGCCUUCCAUAUUAAGCAGAUGGAAAAGUGCAACAACCCAAUCGACAAAAUAUACAUCCUAGAUAACAUCAGCAAAAUAAUAUGCGAAAUUAUUUCAUGCACAAAUCAAAAGUUGAAAAAACAAAACUUAAAAACUUACGACAUUAACAGUGACAGUCUUAUUUCAAUCCUCGUAGCGGCAAUUUCUUUUGGUCAGAUAAAAAACAUAAUUAGCCAUUCCAUUCAUUUGCACAUGUACAUAGAUAAUUUAAAGGCAUCCGAAAAAAUUGAUAAAUUAUCAUUUGUCUUCACAAUAUUUCACUCUUCAAUUAUUUACCUCUGCGAUAUGAAGGAAGCAUAG